Messenger RNA from Chaetomium strumarium, 3528 nucleotides. RefSeq lists its product as uncharacterized. Gene Ontology annotation, biological process: protein phosphorylation; negative regulation of G2/MI transition of meiotic cell cycle. Gene Ontology annotation, cellular component: cytoplasm; nucleus. Gene Ontology annotation, molecular function: protein tyrosine kinase activity; ATP binding. NCBI's taxonomy places the organism in Eukaryota, Fungi, Ascomycota, Sordariomycetes, Sordariales, Chaetomiaceae. The transcript is spliced from 2 exons. Bases 1 to 3528 code for a protein of 1175 amino acids. The record is from RefSeq and is a predicted model, not a curated record.
AUGUCAUACUCCAACGGAAGCGGCGGCACACUCACACUGCCUUCGCCGACACACGUUCAUCACGUCGACGUGAGCGCAACCGUUCGCUCCCUGCGGAGGUCUCUUUCGAGAUCACCUUCUAAAUUCAGGCUGUCGGGAAUUGCCUCUCCAACUCCCGCCAAGUCAGCAGUCUUCCGCCAGCCACCAGUACCAGUGCCGUCACCUGCCGCGCAGUCAGAGCCUUCCGCAACCACAUCACUUCCCGCAACGCCCGCAGGACCUGCGGCCCGGCCGCUUUCGCCCAUUUCGUUUUCGGCGCCUCAGUUGCCCGCGACCGGCACACCUUUCAGACCCAACAUCAAGCUAGCCGUUCGCUCUACGAGGUCAAAGCAAGUAAAUCGGCCUCUCUCCCGAUCGCGCGUGUCGCCGAAAAGCCCCCUGAAGCGCGUUUUCGGCUCUGCGCCAGAUUCUGGCAAUCAAAUGCCUCCGGCCGCCUUCGGCGCUGAGGUACGCGGUCAAGAAAACGCGAUCCCGACCGAUUUCCAUAUCGCGUCAAGCCCCUCGCAUCGUCGCAGCUUUGAGCGGCCAAUGCGGAACUCGACCAAUUUCGACGUGUUGACGUCAACAAAGAGCGGCGUUUCGAAAUUUCUCGACAUGAACAACGAGACGUUCCAGUCCAUCACCGUCAGCCCUAUGAAGCGCAGCGACGCGACCAUGAGUCUGGGGCAGGCAAGCAUGGGAAGCCCAGUGGCGAAGCGCCGGAGUCUCCACGGCAUUUCAAGUCUCGAAGGCGAACUAGCCGCCGUUGAUGAGCCCUCCGCGCCUCCUCAAAGCUUUGACAUUCAUGACGAUGGGAACCAUGAGUACCAGUUAACUGGAUCGUCCGGGUCGCCGUUCCGGGACCCUCUUGGCUCGCCUACACAGUCAGCGCUGCCCAAGCGCACGACUUCGCUGCGCAAGAGCACACUUCAGCAGCGGCAUGGCGAGAACCGAUCAUCUUUGGGUCGCCGUGCAGGGGAGAAGCAGCUGGCGCAAUUCACACCCGAGGCCGAUACAGUAAGCCCUCGGGCCAGGCCCCGACUCUCUCUGGAUCAGUAUGUUCCGCCGGAGGAACGGAGACUACCAUUCUCCGAGGAGCCCCAGUCACAUCUGGCCGCCAAUCCAUUCCACCGGUCCGCGAACCAGCCUCAUCCUCUGUCUCGGGCUAUAACUCAAUCCUCGUCUGGCCCGGACCUCCCUGACGACACGGCAACCCACAUUGCCGUCGCACCUGUGAGCCAGCGGCGGCGGGCCUUACACAACUUCUCAAAGUCGUUGCCUCCAGGCUCCCAACGGCCGCUGGAUGAUUCGAAACCGACUGCGACACCUCAAUAUAAAGAUGCCAAGCCACUACAGGCGGCUUUCAUGUCGACCGGUCUUGUUUCGAAGAUGAACCGCAACCGGGAUGGUAGUCUUCAGCAACCCGGAUCGACGAUCACCACGAUGCCGGAUACACCGUGCAAAAAGCAGCCCUACAGCUCGGCCACCUUUCCGCCGGGAAGCGGCAGCGGCGGGCGACGGUCCCGAGUUUCCUUUGGGAGCCCGUCCACCCCUUUCAGUUUGGUCGGCGCGCCCGUCCGGGGAAACCUGUUCGGAAGCCAGGACAAGUCCGGCAACCUCCUUUUCCAACCGGCUAACUCCAGCCAUGCUAGGAAGGGAAGCGCGCUGAGUCUAGAUGGUGAUGAUUUAGCUGGGGUGCAUGACGAGCUCCCGCCGACCCCGACGAAGAACUUGUUCUUCAAGUCGCUAACGACCCCAGGCGAAGGCGUCCAGUCGCCUGGCGACUUCCGUUCGUUUUCGGCCCGCGCGCCACUGUUUUCUUUGGGAAGCGACCCCAAAGGUGCUGACGCUGUUUACAAGUCGGAGAACCGGCAAGGCGCGUCAACCAAGGACGAGCGAGCAGGCGAGGGCGGCGCUGCUCGUCCUUCCACUCCUUUUGUUUACGAUUCAUCGCCCCCUGUGGGCUUUUCGUUCGCCUCUUUGGCUGGGAGCCGCACACAUCCAGUACCGUUUACUACACCUGCGCCAGCCCGCACAUCCCCAAUCUUUUUCGCGACAGUCAACAACGCGGCCAAUCACUAUGCCAGAGUCGACCCUGCGCUCACCGCCAGCCCCCUCAACAUGAGGAUUGGAUCGCCUCAUACGCCGUCCCACGCCGCAGCGGCAUCGAUGGCGCCGCCCGACCCUAGUGGUCUGUCGAUCUCGAACGGUCACGCGAAGCUAGUCGGAACGCCGGCAACGCCCAGCAACUCGGAGACACGGCAGCUGUUCUCGAGCCUGACCGGCCGCCGAGUGAGCAUCACUCCUCAGAAUGGGCAUGGUCCAAGCGACCUCGACGAGUCUCUGAUGGCUCGGUUCGACAGGUCGGAUGUCGUCGGCAAAGGAGAGUUUUCCCAGGUGUACCGCGUUGUCAAGUACUCGGCUCCUGCUUCGUUCAUGACGGCAUUUUCAACGUCGCCCCGGACACCAUCCAGCCCGGAUCAGAGCAGGGUUUAUGCCGUCAAGAAGCUUCGGAUUCCCGUCCACAACGUCAGGGCACGCCAGGCGAAGUUUCAAGAGGUUGCCAUCCUGGCGUCUCUGCGCCACUCGAGCAAAGUCAUACAGCUCAUCGACAGCUGGGAGCACAAUGGCCACCUUUACAUCCAGACCGAGUACUGCUCUGAGGGCAGCCUCGACGGGUUUUUGAAGGAUGUCGGACAGGCCGGCCGAUUGGAUGACUUCAGAAUCUGGAAGAUACUCUUGGAGACGACUCAGGGAUUAUCGGCCAUCCACCAGGCUAAUUUCGCUCACCUCGAUAUCAAGCCUGCAAAUAUCUUCAUAACGUUUGACGGUUACGUCAAGAUCGGCGACUUUGGCCUCGCGACUCCAUUGCCAGCUCCCAAGGGCCAUGAGGGCGAGGGUGACCGCGAAUACAUCGCCCCGGAGAUCCUUCGCGGCAAAUUUGACAAGCCCGCCGACAUCUUCUCGCUAGGCCUAGUCAUCCUAGAGAUCGCGUGCAACGUGUUCAUGCCUGAUAACGGCCCGACUUGGCAGGCCCUACGGAACGGUGACCUGAGCACGGUCGCAACGCUGACAUGCGGCGAGGCCGGGGUCAUUGCUCGCGAUGCCAAGGGAUUGCCUAUUGAACACGACUCCGGCAUCUCUCAGGUAACGGAUGGCCACGACGUCGGCCUUGGAAUCAGCACCAGACGACGCGACUCUUUCGCCUUCGGAGCUACCACACAUGACGCAAGCAAUCUCUUUGGCGCCCAAAAACGAACGGAGCUGCAGCACCCGCCCGAGUUCAUGUUGGAUCCGGACCACCCCCAUUCUCUGGACAACCUCGUCAAAUGGAUGAUCCAGCCGGAACCCGCCAUUCGCCCCACUGCCGAACAGCUGCUGGCAUUCACACCGGUGGCUUGGAUCUCGAGCCGCCGCGCUGCUGGUGCAACGGUCUUCGAAGGCAAUUGGGGACCCAUGGUCGGCCCAUCCGUGGCAGAGCUUGUCGACACGGAGAUGACCGACGUGUGA